AUGGCGAGCGCCAGCACCACGACACCGUCCUCCUGCCGUGGCUCGACUAGUACGGUGGCGGGCCCCACAGGACAAAGCCAUAGGGGAGUCGCAGGGCUGUACACGGCAACACCUCCAGCUAUUGUUGUUGUUGUUGCUGCUGCUAUAGUUGCUGCUCCUGCAGCUCUUGCUGCCGGUGCAGCUCCAGCUCCUCCUCCAGCUGCUGUUGCCGCCGCCACUGCUCCUAAAGUUCCUACUAUCGCCGCUGCUUCGACAGACGGAGGACGACCCUCCUACCGGUCCCACGGCCAGCAGGCCUCGAGCCGCCGCCCAUCGAGGCCCCCGGUUUCUCGAGGGCAGGAGCGGGCCUCGGCUCCACUCUCCCCGCCUGACGAUCCUCAGGACUAG
Molecule: messenger RNA, 387 nt
Organism: Sorghum bicolor (sorghum)
Lineage: Eukaryota; Viridiplantae; Streptophyta; Magnoliopsida; Poales; Poaceae
Product: translation initiation factor IF-2-like
Exons: 3
Coding region: 1-387 (128 amino acids)
Source: RefSeq, a predicted model, not a curated record